This is a messenger RNA of Entelurus aequoreus (snake pipefish), 1124 nucleotides long. Its product is annotated as tetraspanin-13-like. Bases 133 to 744 code for a protein of 203 amino acids. Gene Ontology annotation, cellular component: membrane. The transcript has 6 exons. The record is from RefSeq and is a predicted model, not a curated record. NCBI's taxonomy places the organism in Eukaryota, Metazoa, Chordata, Actinopteri, Syngnathiformes, Syngnathidae.
AGCGGGCCGUGGUUGCUUGGACUGGCUUGGACCGUCCAUUGCCUCUGGAUUAUUUUAGCCCAUCUGGAUGUAAUCGAGAGCUGAUAUUGUAUCAUAUUUCUAUUAUUUGUUGCUGUUUAUUUAUCGGCCAAAAUGGGUUGCGCCGGAUUCACCUGCUCCAAACACUCCCUGUGCGCGCUCAACAUCCUUUACAUUAUGGUGAGCUUGCUGAUGAUUGGAAUUGCAGCGUGGGGCAAGUGGUUCGGUCUGGUCUCCAGUUUCCAAGUGGUAGGUGGCGUCAUCGGAGUGGGUGUCUUCCUCUUCUUCGUGGCUCUGGUCGGCCUCAUUGGUGCAAUGAAGCACCACCAGGUCCUUCUUUUCUUUUACAUGAUUAUCCUGUUCAUGGUGUUUAUCGUGCAGUUCUCCGUUUCCAGUGCCUGUCUCGCCAUCAACAAGGAGCAACAGGAUCAUCUGCUGGAGGUUGGCUGGAACAACUCCCGUAGCACCCAGAGAGACGUUGAGAAGAGCCUUAACUGCUGCGGCUUCAGACAGGUGGACCUCAACGCCACCUGUAAUGCUGCCUGUUUCCCCAAUCACUCGUGUUUGCCCUGCGCCGAUAAGAUCCAGGAGCACGCCGACGAAAUCCUGCGUUUUGUAGGAGGAACGGGACUCUUUUUCAGUUUCACUGAGAUUUUGGGCGUGUGGCUCACAUAUCGCUACAGGAAUCAAAAGGACCCCCGAGCCAACCCCAGUGCGUUCCUGUGACACGUACACCUUUAGUCCCAGCGCCUCUGGACCUUUCUCUGGGCUUGCCUGUAAAUAAAAGGGCAAUGCUAAUUGAAUGUGAUUGUUUUAGCUAGCCUCACUCCUGCGAUUGGAGGUCCCGUCCCACACGGGACCUUGGCGUUGCUACACUGGAUCACUUGGUGUGUUCAUCUGAAAGUGCUGUGAGGAACUGAGAAGAGUGUAUACAGUAUACUUUCAUGUGUACGUGUAAGACAAGUGUGUGCUUCUGGCUGAAUUUCUGUGUGUAUUUGCUUUUUUUGCAUGACACUUGCAAAUAUAGGCAGGCGUGUCAUAACUGCACUGGCGACUUAACAAUUCAUCACUUUGCGACUUUGUACUGUCAAACCACAAUAAACAAU